Messenger RNA from Rangifer tarandus platyrhynchus (Svalbard reindeer), 597 nucleotides. The record is from the annotation of a GenBank genome assembly. NCBI's taxonomy places the organism in Eukaryota, Metazoa, Chordata, Mammalia, Artiodactyla, Cervidae.
AUGCAUGACCGUUCCGAACAAGAACCCCAUCACCCCGAGGCUGCCUGUCACUUCUCCCAAGGGUCUGCUGGUCCCAGCAGAUCUGCCGCUCUCACGGCUCCCUGGCCUCCACAUCCUGGUUUCCCAGGAGAGAGAGGGCAAGCUGGUCAGGAGUGGCCUCCUCCCAGCUCCACAGCUAAGAACGUUCUCGACUCUACCCUCCCUGCUCUCCACCCCCUGCCCACCUCCCCACACUCUUCUCUAAGUCCCAGGAACACACACACAUGCACACACACACCACAGCCCCUUUUCCACACUGCCCACCUUUCCUCACAAGCCCCUCUCUGGCUCCCAGGGCUAGAAGGAACCCCCGGAUCAUCUGGCUCACCUCUCCUCACUCAGAAUUGCCGCUUGGAUGCCUUCCACAAGAUCCCUGCCAAGACUUCUCCAUCUUCUUCUUGCACACCUCCAAGGACAGGGAGCUCACUACCUCCCAAGCCAGGCUUCUCUUUGGACCGCUCUGACAUCAGCAUCAGCUCAGUACACGCAAGAGGUUUCUGCUUUCCUGUGGUUCUGUCCAUGUCAUGCCACGUGCUCUCUCUCUGUCCCCAAGUGUGA